AUGAAUGGCGACCGAGCGAGACCAAGUCUUUAUCACAAAACGAACAGACGACGCAAGUCAAUAGCAUGGCAAUAAAACUUGAACGAAUCAUGAUGAUGAUCUUUUUAUGAUUAUAAAUUUUAACAAUUAGUAAGAAAUACUGUGAUUCAAACACAAAACUAGCGAUAAAACUAUGACAUGUACAGAGCACGUCUGAACACGGCUCUGCUCGAUAAUAAUAAUAAUAAUAAUAAUAAUAAUAAUAAUAAUAAUAAUAAUAAUAAUAAUAAUAAUAAUAAUAAUAAUAAUAAUAAUAAUAAUAAUAAAAACAACAACAAAAGAACCUGAAACUUGAAACAAAAAAACUUGAAAGCUGAGACUGAAGCACUUCUGUGUGCUGCACAAGAACAAGCUCUAAGGACAAAUUAUGUAAAGUUUCACAUAGAUAGGACUGUUGAGUCUCCACUCUGUAGACUUUGUGGGGAAAUUGGAGAGCAUAUAACACACUUGAUAAGUGAAUGCAAGAAGCUAGCACAAAAAGAAUACAAACGAAGACAUGACAAUGUGGCUCGCAUUGUACACUGGAAGCUAUGUGGUUUGUACCAACUAGAGAAAGCUGAAAAAUGGUAUGAACACCAACCAAACGGAGUAAUUGAAUCAGAUAAUGUAAAGAUUCUCUGGGAUUUUAACAUACAGUGCGAUCAUGCGAUUGAAUGUCGAAGACCUGAUAUUGUAGUGGUUUUAAAGAAGGAAAAGGAAUGCAAGAUCAUAGACAUCGCAGUUCCAGGGGACUGUAGAAUUGGUAUAAAAGAAACAGAGAAGGUAGAAAAGUAUGAGGAGUUGAAAAGGGAAAUUCGGAAAAUAUGGGCAAUGAAAAAAGUUGAAGUCAUUCCAAUAGUAGUGGGUGCCUUAGGAGCAGUUAGUAAUAAACUGGAUAAGUGGAUUGAGAAAUUGGGAAAACAUAUAAGAAUAGAAUUUCUACGAAAAACAGCAUUGUUAGGGACGGCAAGAAUACUGAGAAGAAGCUUGGAAAGCUAA
Paramuricea clavata is the source of this 1017-nucleotide messenger RNA. The record is from the annotation of a GenBank genome assembly. NCBI's taxonomy places the organism in Eukaryota, Metazoa, Cnidaria, Anthozoa, Malacalcyonacea, Plexauridae.